UUAGAGAAAGCACGUACCGUUUCGUCUUAAAAAUGAGGCGACGUACGAACGCGAAACCGGAAAAUUUCACAUAAACGCGUUGCUAUCUUGUGCAGUGAAGUUCUAAAGUGAUGGAAUUUUAAUAGUUAUUACCUAAAAUGUCGUUUGAGUGAAUCCUUAGGGAUUGUGGAGUGAAAAUCUUAUGGAGACGGCAUUUACAUGACAAAGUGUAGUGUUAUAGUGAGUGUGUCACAGCAUGACCAGAUGUAUGGCGCUGUUCGGGCUUGUGUGGCUUCUACGGGUACGUGGCUCCCUCUGUGGGUGUUCGGCUUGCAAACGAGCAAGAACUGGAUUGCCCGAGUCUGAUUGUUCGGACAGUCCCCGCACACCAAGCCCUGAGGAUAGGGCUACGUUUGACGUCAUCGCCUUACAACAUUACACUCGUGACGUCACUGUACAGACAGAUUUCGACGAUGAGGUCGAGGACCUGGAUAAGAUUGAAAUGCAAAUCACCGAAGAAUCGAACGCCAGCAACUACGAUGGGCGUGAGGUACACAGUCGGGAAAGGCGGCACGGAAGCGGACUGAUCUCUACAGACUCUGAUGAGGUGUGGGAAUCUACAGAGGUGACAUUAGAGAGAGGGAUGACCGGACUUGGCCUCAGUAUAGCAGGUGGAGAAAAUGGUGGUGACGUCAGUAUAACUAGGAUUGCUCCGGGAGGUGCUGCCAACAAUGAUGGUCGGUUACAAAUCGGUGACAUUUUAACUCAGGUUAACGACGUCUCAGUGGAGGGUGCGCCCCAUUCAGCUGCUGUGAACGUGUUACAAAAAGCUGGAAACCUUGUCAAACUACGAGUGAGGAGAGCGCGUCGACCCAGGGUAGUGACAUUGUGCAGAGGCGCACGCGGAUUGGGGCUCGGCAUAGCGGGCGGAGCGGACGACGCUACUGCUGGCGGCGUGUUUAUAUCACACAUCGCUGUCGGCGGUGCGGCACAUCACGACGGCAGACUCAAACUUGGUGAUAAAAUCCUCGCUGUUAGAGAUGAACAUGGAAUAGAAAGAUCAUUAAUUGGAGCUACACAUGCGGAGGCGGUCCUAGCGUUGCGAAGUACAGGCGACCACGUGACACUUGUGGUUCUCCCGGCCGCUUCUAUCCCGCCCAUAACAAGAACCGCUCCGCUUCACUCAACAAGAACGCAGGCAACGUCAUGUUCAACUCUACACGAGCUCUUUGAAGAGGAAGCGAGUCAAAUACCGAGAUGCGUGAGAAUGGUACGACUGGUCCGCACGGGAUCUCGAUUGGGAAUGGACAUUGUUGGAGGGUUGGGUGAUUCAGAAGGAUCGAGUGAGGACAAUGCGUGUGGAGUUUUCGUGUCCGGAGUAGCGAUAGAUGGCGCUGCUUGUGGAAUGUUGCACAGAGGGGACAGAAUACUGAGCGUUGAUGGCCGUGAUCUUACGAAGGCAACACAUGAACAAGCGGCUGCUGCUUUGAAGUACUCCGGCAAUGCGGUAACGAUAGCAGCGCAGUACCAACCGGAGCAGUAUGAGAAACUUCGAGCGAGAAUAAGAGCUAUUAAUGCAGCAGCUCUAUCUCCGCACACUCCAACGCGUUUUCCAGCACACGAGUUACCUCAACAUCCAGACGUGCAAACGUGUUACUCAAGGGAUAAUAUAACAAGGUAGCAGUGAGCAGUGCCGUAAGAACUGAAUAGCUAGUGGAAGAAUCUAGAUUUUAAAAGUUGAAUUAAAACAAUGUUCUUUUACUUUAUGACGAAUGACUAAAAAGAUGUUUAUUAAAAACAAAUCAUUUUUAACAAACAUCAUGGUGUAUCUACGAAGUUAUUUUGUAAACUGAUUUGUUAAAAAUUUUAAUCAAAAUAAAUUUCUGGUAAAAUAAUAUUUUUUUAUGAAAAUAAGGGACGAGACGAGCAGGGCGUUCAGCUGAUGUAAAUUGAUACGCCCUGCCCAUUACAAUGCAGUGCCGAUCAGGAUUAUUGAAAAACCCAAAAAUUCUGAGCGGCACAUAAUUAUGUGCCGCUCACAAUUGUGCUCGUCACCUUGAGAUAUAAGAUGUUUAGUCUCAUUUGCCCAGUAAUUUCACCAGCUACGACGCCUUUCAGACUGAAACACAGUAAUGCUUCACGGCAGAAAUAGGCACCGUUGUGGUACCCAUAAUCUAGCCGGUAUCCUGUGCAAAAGAACCACUGGUAAAAUUCAAUUGUGUUAGUCCAACCCCUGUACCAGUUCCAGUUAUUUAAUCCCGAAUUGUACAUAAAUUUUAAUGUAAUUAAAUAAUGGAAUAUUAAAUAUAUUAAUUUAUGCAAGAUGUACAAAUUUUGGAUCAAUUCAUUCACGACUAUUAUUGGUUGAAUAGUUAUGAUUUGAGUUGGUUUUGUUUUUUAAUUAAGAAAAAAUACGAAUACCGGACUACCAGCAUACCUACUCCGGCAUACCGGAGGAGGCCUAUACCCAAAAGGGGCCAUGACAUAUAUUAUAUCGAUCUGAAAUACUUAUUAAACAUAGUUUUUCCCACAGAACAAUUUAAAGAGAUUUAAGUCGGGUUGUUUGUUAUGCGUGGCACAUCAUAUAUACUUAUCUACCCAUCCAUGAAGUAUAACAUUAUCGGUAUGAUAGUUAAACUAGAAAAAAAAACAAAACUUCAUAGGCGUGAGCUGUCAAAAGUAGGCGUGUGUUGGCCAAUUAUCAGUGUGUUGACCAAUUACAGGGCUGCGAUAUUGGUUACGAAUUUGUGCGAAUGCUUGUGUUUUUUUGACUAGGGCGUGUCUAGGGCGUGUAGUAUAAUAUUGAGUGGCGACAGUGGUUCCCAUACAAAAUACGCGUGAUGGCCAUUCCAAUGUCUUUUACCUGUUCUGUGGUUUUUCCAAAUUUAUAUUUUUAAAUGUCGUGAAAAUUAGAAAGGCUUAAUAAAUAUGUAAUGAUUUAAUGUUUCAGAUAUUCGUUAGAUACAUAUUGUAAAACUAGGUCAUAUUUGAUUGUUUAAGAUCCCUUUUAUUAAGGAGUUUGUUUAAAUGUAAUUAAAUUAUGUGUCUAUUACUAAUAAUAAUAAUAUUUGUAUCU
This is a messenger RNA of Leptidea sinapis, 3055 nucleotides long. RefSeq names its product disks large homolog 4-like. The coding region runs from base 236 to 1660 and encodes 474 amino acids. Lineage: Eukaryota; Metazoa; Arthropoda; Insecta; Lepidoptera; Pieridae. Gene Ontology annotation, molecular function: protein binding. The transcript is spliced from 11 exons. The record is from RefSeq and is a predicted model, not a curated record.